CUGAGGCCCCAAGCACCACUGCAAAGCGGGUGUCCGCCCCCAAGUCAUGGCUCCGGACAAGUUGGGAGGUUGUCUUUGCCCCCAGACCCUCCACUGGCCCUCACAAGAGGCGUGGUGCCUUCCCUGUCAUCAUGCUACGUAAACCGACUUCAACCAAACGUCUGCUGAAUGGGCUUAUAGCAUUUAGCACUCGUAUGGCUGUACCUUGCAGAUCAAGCAUGGGUGAGGAAUCAAGAAGACUGGGGAACACUUCCGUAUCCUUUAUGACGUUAAGGGUCGUUUCAUUGCUCACGCAUAUCACUGAUGAGGAAAGCCAGGAUAAGAAAUGCAAACUUUAG
This is a messenger RNA of Penaeus indicus, 338 nucleotides long. RefSeq lists its product as uncharacterized. Gene Ontology annotation, molecular function: RNA binding. The annotation marks the transcript as partial. Lineage: Eukaryota; Metazoa; Arthropoda; Malacostraca; Decapoda; Penaeidae. The transcript has 3 exons. The record is from RefSeq and is a predicted model, not a curated record.